AUGGCGCAGCAACCGGCGGUCGUCAUCAUCGCCAGACAUGGUCCCAGACUGGACGCCGCGGAUCAGUCGUGGCAUCUGUCAACUCCCACCCCAUACGACCCGCCUCUCACCUACGGCGGCUGGAACCAGUCGCGGGCGCUUGGCGUGCGCAUCGCAAGUCUUCUCCAUGCGCGAGAGCAACAGAGCGCGAACGAUGCUGCGGCAAGCGAAGCUACUUUGGCCGACGGAGUCACCACAUACGACUUCGCAAGCGGCAAUAAGCGCAAGGACACGGGCUGGAGUGAUCAAGGGGCUCGUAAGCGGAGGAAGAGACACAAGGUCGUCAUUCAUACCUCGCCUUUCCUGCGAUGCGUCCAAACAAGUGUUGCCAUUGCUGCAGGCAUGGCCCAAUAUCAGCCUUCCGCGACAGAGUCAGGCAGUAGGCCCACCUCGAAAGGCCGAGCGAUGCACUCUGCAUCUCCUCGCCUUCGCGGUGUCGAAGGCCUGGCCUCUCCACGGCUGGACCCAAUCGUGGAACCGAAGAACGACUUCGCGCACGCCAUAGCGAGAAGGGUGUUGGGCGAGCCUCGCCGACAUAGGAAGUCGAAGAUGCGAGUCGACGCUUUCUUGGGCGAGUGGCUGAAUCCGCAGUACUUUGACCAGAUCACACCUCCUCCGCCAAGCGCAUUGAUGGUAGCAACAGCCAAAGCGGAGCUGAUGCAGAACGAGACUGUGGACAUUUUCACACCUACGCUCAAUACCAAGACUUCCAACAGCAGUCUCUGGAGCGGCAGCAACGUACAGAAGCCGACCACCAGUGGUGGCAGCAAAGACUCGCUGGAUGAGUGGGAAGAGGUUAAUACCGCCUUACUGCCUCAAGGGAUCAAGAGGGACCGCGCGGGCAGCGUCAGCAGUAUCGGUAGCAAUGAAUCCGGCUCUGGCCGCCGCUCUCCGUUCCGAGGUAACCAUGCGAUGCAACAGCAUAUUUCCACACUGCCUAAACCCGAGCUCAGCGUGUACAUUGCACCGACGCCGCAAUAUGCGGUCUCUGGUUCUGACUACAUCCCACGUGGAUAUGUUUCGCACGCGCGCCAGGCCUGCGUCGAUGUGGAUUAUCAAUGGGACAGUAGUCGGCCACCACAAGAUUGGGGCGAUGGCGGUGAAUAUGGCGAAGAGUGGUCCGGGAUGCACAAGCGCUUUAGGAAAGGCUUGAACCAUCUCGUGCACUGGUACAGCCAACAUAAUGCUGAUGACCGCGCGGAAGACGCUCUUGGUUUUGAUCAGGCGGAGAGGCACGGUUUGGACGAUGAAGAGGAGGACUUGGUUGUGAUCAUGGUCACGCAUGGCGCUGGGUGUAAUGCUUUGAUCGGCGCUUUGACAGGCCAGCCGGUGUUGUUGGAUGUGGGCAUGGCAAGCUUGACGCUGGCGAUCAGGAAAGAUGACGCGCCGGCCGUUUCUGAUUCGAAAGACGUUCUCAGCCCCGAAGCACGACCACGCAUCAACCGUCAUUCCCGAUCUGCGAGCACCCUGGACGUCGGUCUCAGCUCGAUCUACGAGAUGAAACUUAUCUCUUCCGCCGAGCAUCUGCGCCCAGGAGCAGACCCUACGAAAAUUCCUUCUUCAACAACUACUACAUCAGUCGGAACAUCGGGCGCACGCAGCGGGCUCACUGCGCUUCCCAGACGAUCAGGCACUGGAGUUGACAGCGGCACUCGCAGCAACACUAGUACUGUUCUUGGCUCCGUCCGUAGACCGUCGGCUGCAAACAUUAAUGCUCCGCCUACUGUGCAAUUGCCCGGACCCGGCAAUCUUCCUCGGAGCCAUACUACACCUGCCACCAACGGCUCGUUCAAUACAGGACUUUGGUCGCCUGCACCAUCUGUGUCUCCCGCUUUGUCAGCUGCAAAGGGAAAAGACGAGCGCGGCGCCGUCUUCAGCUCGCUCAAUGACCCCACGAGAGAAUUGAGCCCGGACCACGACAGGGCAUUGGACUUUUCGAACUCGCCGCCCGACUCGCGUCCAACCACCUCAGAUGGCGCAAAGCCGAGUGCGGCGCCGACGACUCCGUCAUCAAUGGCUACCGCUCUCAACGGCGGCUUUGGGCAUGAUGGCACCACGACCACCAGUAACGAUGACACCGCGGCCAACGCUAUGACUUCUGCGGAAGCCGCCGCGCAAAUGAUUGCCCAAGCCAACAUAGCGCGGGACAAGCGCGGCAGCCUAUCCGAUAUCAGCUCGCUGCCCACGCAGCCACCACAAUCGUUGAGUCGUGCGCUCAGUCAGAAGGGUUUGUGGGGUGGUGGAGGCAAGGGUGCCGCGGUGGAAGGGGACAAGGUGAAAAGACAGUGGCCGGCAGGAGUGCGGGAGCCAAAGCGGCGGUGGACUUUGCACCAGGAUGAUUAG
Baudoinia panamericana UAMH 10762 is the source of this 2382-nucleotide messenger RNA. RefSeq lists its product as uncharacterized. The record is from RefSeq and is a predicted model, not a curated record. The coding region runs from base 1 to 2382 and encodes 793 amino acids. The transcript has a single exon. Lineage: Eukaryota; Fungi; Ascomycota; Dothideomycetes; Mycosphaerellales; Teratosphaeriaceae.